AUGUUCAAGAUUCUAGCCCUUCUUGCCUGCCUGGCCGUCGCCGUCUUCGCUCAGUAUCCCGGCCAUGGACACGAGCACAAGGAACACUAUGCGCACCCGAAGUACAAGUUCGAGUACGGCGUGAAGGACCCCCACACCGGAGACCACAAGACCCAGUGGGAAGUCCGGGACGGUGACGUCGUCAAGGGACAGUACACCCUGCACGAAGCCGAUGGAACCGAGCGCGUGGUCGACUACAAAUCCGAUGCCCACAACGGUUUCGAGGCCGACGUCAAGAAGGUUGGACAUGCUCAUCAUCCGCAGCACUACGCCAGCCAUCCUGCGCCAGCACCUGCCCCGGCACACUACGGACAUGGACACGGCUCGGGUGCCAGCUACGUCAACAUCGUCGCCGUCGUCGCCUGCCUGGCCGUGGUUGCUUCCGCCCAGUACUACAGCGGGGGAGAGCAUGGGCUCAGCGGAUACGGUGGCCAUCACCACGAGGAGCCGAAGGACUACUACGCGUACCCGAAGUACAAGUUCGAGUACGGCGUGAAGGACCCGCACACCGGUGACCACAAGAGCCAGUGGGAAGUCCGGGACGGGGAUGUCGUCAAGGGCCAGUACUCGCUGCAGGAGCCGGACGGCACGGAGCGCGUCGUGGAGUACAAGUCGGACAAGCACAGUGGCUUCGAGGCUGUCGUGAAGAAGGUUGGACAUGCGCACCACCCGCAGGUGUACGGUGGACACCACUAA
Molecule: messenger RNA, 735 nt
Organism: Anopheles coustani
Lineage: Eukaryota; Metazoa; Arthropoda; Insecta; Diptera; Culicidae
Exons: 3
Coding region: 1-735 (244 amino acids)
Cellular component (GO): extracellular matrix
Source: RefSeq, a predicted model, not a curated record